This is a messenger RNA of Lingula anatina, 664 nucleotides long. RefSeq names its product NTF2-related export protein 2. Gene Ontology annotation, biological process: nucleocytoplasmic transport. The record is from RefSeq and is a predicted model, not a curated record. NCBI's taxonomy places the organism in Eukaryota, Metazoa, Brachiopoda, Lingulata, Lingulida, Lingulidae.
GUUCAAGGAGGUCUAUAUUUAGCAACACGUGGGGAUUCCGCCAGCAUCGUCACGUGACGUCGGCAAAAUGGCGACCGAUUUGCAGGAUCCAAAGUUCCGGAUAGAUCAGGCCAGCCAAGCAGGUCAGGAGUUCGCCAAGCUCUACUAUGAAACGUUUGACAAAAGAAGGACGUUGCUGCCUAAACUGUACUUGCCCUCAGCUACUAUGGUGUGGCAGGGGAACCCAGUUAGUGGGAUGGAUGCCAUUGCCAAAUUCCAGGAAAGCCUGCCUACUAGUGAGGUGUCCCUAGAAUCAGUAGACUGCCAGCCUCUGCCAGAUAGCGUAACUCAAGGGCAGACCAGUAUCCUAGUUUCCACAUGUGGAGCUGUAACAUUUCAUGGAAAUCCUAUCAGAACUUUUACCCAGAGUUUUAUGUUGACUGUUCACAAGACUGAUGAAAGCAAGGCUAUCAGUUGGAAAAUAGCCAGUGACUGCUUUAGGUUACAGGAUUCUUGAUGAGGAAUAAAUAAUGUUUAGUUCCAAAUUUGUUGAGACAAUUGAAAGCACUUGAAUUGUCCAGAAUUAAGUCAUUUUGAGAUAUUCAGUGGACAUUGAAAGUGGCAUGCACUUCUGACCGUUAGCUGUCAUUUCUGUAAGGCUACUGGCUCAUGUUUUUUUUUUUUU